CUGACUUUUUCUCAUAUUUAUGUGAACAACUCGGAUUUUUUGUAUUCAAUUGAAAAAGCAGACUUGCAAUUGGCGAGGUUUGAAUGUAUUUGACUUCGUCACAUGGCAGCUCGCAUAUCUGUCAAGUCAGAAACGUAAACAAACACGGACAACCGCCCGUAAAGAUUGUGUGCAGAAUAAUCGUAAAAUUUUAUGUGAAAACUCGGGAAAAGGAAAAACAUCAUUUCAUCCCGAAAUUUGGCAACAUUCGUCCGAGUAUGAUCGAGCAGCUGUGUGUGUGUAUGCCGACGAAAUACGACGCCGUUUCUACAACAAUCACUAAAGCCGGCUGUGAUCGUGAUCGGCACAUUCUCAACUGGACCAACACACCGGUCGUUGUGUAUCUUCAAGCAAACCAACGUUGCCAUACACCACAAAAUAGCAUGGAAAGGAAAGUAUUAUAAAGUAAUGUCAUAUUUGAAAGC
Molecule: messenger RNA, 464 nt
Organism: Anopheles coluzzii
Lineage: Eukaryota; Metazoa; Arthropoda; Insecta; Diptera; Culicidae
Exons: 3
Coding region: 84-443 (119 amino acids)
Source: RefSeq, a predicted model, not a curated record